ACAUUUUCAUACAAUUUACAAAAAAAAAAAUUAAAAUUCUCAAGAUUUCCAGUUUCAUCUCUUCACCACCCACCCCUAUCUCUGUUUCUUGUUUUGGUUAGCUGGAAUUUUGCAUUCAAGGUUUGUUCGUCGUACUUCUGAAAGCUAGGUUCAUGUCUGAGCUCGAUAUCCAAGUCCCUACCACCUUUGAUCCGUUCGCUGAUGCAAAUGCUCAGAACUCAGGCGCUGGUGCGAAGGAGUAUGUGCAUAUCCGAGUUCAGCAGAGAAAUGGAAGGAAAAGUCUGACUACCGUUCAAGGCCUAAAGAAAGAAUUCAGCUACAACAAGAUUCUCAAGGACCUCAAGAAGGAGUUCUGCUGCAAUGGUACCGUUGUGCAAGAUCCAGAACUCGGACAGGUUAUCCAACUUCAGGGCGAUCAGCGGAAGAAUGUGUCAACCUUUCUCAUACAGGCUGGCAUUGUGAAGAAGGAUAACAUCAAGAUUCAUGGUUUCUAAACACAAUCAAAGAAAGGGGAUUGAUGCACAUUUUGUGAUUGCAACUUUCCAGUUUGUUCACAUUAUAUCAAGCGCGCUACGAGCAACGUUUUUUU
This is a messenger RNA of Solanum verrucosum, 589 nucleotides long. Its product is annotated as protein translation factor SUI1 homolog 1. Gene Ontology annotation, molecular function: translation initiation factor activity; RNA binding. The transcript is spliced from 5 exons. Lineage: Eukaryota; Viridiplantae; Streptophyta; Magnoliopsida; Solanales; Solanaceae. Gene Ontology annotation, biological process: translational initiation. The record is from RefSeq and is a predicted model, not a curated record. Bases 153 to 494 code for a protein of 113 amino acids.